UUUGUGACCUCAGCUUCACUGAAUGGUACCGACCCCGCUUAAUAUUUCUCCUCGUUCCCCCCGUCUUCUAGUGACUUCAUUCUCACUUCUAUCGCAAUAUGUGCCCAGUAUCACUCGUAAACUCUUCGGUUCCACGCCCGAUGGUGGCAGUCCUUCAGCACUGCACGCCUAUGCAAAGCGUGCGGCUGCAAGCACUCACGGACCCGAGUUCAUCGUCUUCGCGUGUCUCAUUCCUGUCCUCGUCCUCCUAUCAGGUGUAUUUGCCGGUCUGACUCUAGGUUACAUGAGCUUGGACGAGACCCAGCUUAAUGUGUUGAGUAUGAGCGGCACUCCGUUCGUUAGAGUUAUUUGUAUUCAUCUGCUGUCUUCCCUGAUUGUCCGUUUUACAGUCAACAAAAACGUUAUGCUGAGAAGAUCAUGCCUAUCAGGAAAAAUGGCCAUUUACUGUUGGUCACACUGCUUCUUGCUAAUAUGAUCGUCAACGAGACCCUACCUGUCAUCUCUGACCCCAUUCUCGGUGGCGGAGUGCAGAGUGUAGUCGUCAGUACCGUCCUAAUUGUCAUCUUCUCGGAAAUUAUUCCACAAUCGUUGUGCACCCGACAUGGU
Messenger RNA from Suillus subaureus, 606 nucleotides. RefSeq lists its product as uncharacterized. The annotation marks the transcript as partial. NCBI's taxonomy places the organism in Eukaryota, Fungi, Basidiomycota, Agaricomycetes, Boletales, Suillaceae. The transcript is spliced from 2 exons. The record is from RefSeq and is a predicted model, not a curated record.